UCCCUUACUUUGCACCACUACAUCUCGCAUUGCUUGAUCUUACUACUACUUCUAGUUCUUGAUUUCCCCCUUGUGUGAUUGAGAGAAUCUUAGCAAUGGCCUCCUCAAAGGUCAUUCUUCUCCUCGGCCUGGCCUUCGUCGCGGUCGUUCUCAUCUCAUCUGAGGCGGCCGCUGCUCGUGAUCUCGCUGAGACUGACGACUUCGGUGGACAUGGUGGAUACGGACAUGGCGGGGGCAAAGGCUAUGGCGGGGGCAAAGGCUAUGGCGGUGGACGCGGUGGCGGCGGGCGCGGUGGCGGCGGGCAUGGUGGCGGCGGGCACGGCGGGCACCCUGGCCAUGGUGCAGCGGAGGAAACCGAAGGCUAUGGCGGCGGGCACGGUGGACACGGCGGGCACGGUGGACACGGCGGGCAUGGUGGCGGUGGGCACGGCGGGCAUGGUGGUGGUGGGCACGGCGGGCACCCUGGCCACGGUGCAGCGGAGGAAACCGAAGCCGGGAACUAAUAAAUAAGUAUGAGACAAAAAUUUCCAGCUCCAUCUAUGAGAAAUCAUAGGAGUGAUGGAAGUUGGUAUUAUGUGCUGAGUGUGGGUGUUACGUAUGUAGUUUCAUGAAGGCCUUUGUAUGGUAAAAUAAGCUCUGUAACGCCAUUGGCAUGCAUGGAGACGGUCUACUGAAGUAAUUAAGGCCUUCAAUAUUAAGCUCUCGUUAGCACUUCCUUUUCUUUUAGUGAUGACUCAGUCCCGGACAUGAUACGAUGAUAAAUCCGAGAAUUAUGUAAUUAGUCCAUGAAGUGCUCAAAUUUUUCUUGUUCA
Punica granatum (pomegranate) is the source of this 812-nucleotide messenger RNA. The record is from RefSeq and is a predicted model, not a curated record. Lineage: Eukaryota; Viridiplantae; Streptophyta; Magnoliopsida; Myrtales; Lythraceae.